Messenger RNA from Arachis ipaensis, 1875 nucleotides. NCBI's taxonomy places the organism in Eukaryota, Viridiplantae, Streptophyta, Magnoliopsida, Fabales, Fabaceae. The record is from RefSeq and is a predicted model, not a curated record.
AUGGAUGAUAGAGUUGUGUUGAAAAUUUAUUAUUACGGGCAGAUUUUAUUGGAAACAUAUGAGGGGGUUCAAUUUGUGUGUGAGAAUCCAUUAGAUGUUGUUAUUCCGUUCAUAUUAUCAUUUGAGGAAUUGAAAGGGGUGAUUUGUGAGAAGAUAGAUUCUCAAAGAUUUAGGAGAGUAUCGUGUAUUUUGUACCGGUAUCCGUUAUCUGUGUUUGGUGGGUUCGUUCAAUUUCAGACCAAGUAUGUCACAGAUGAAGCGAGUAUGCAUGAAAUGUUUUCAUUGUAUAUGGAUAAUCGCCACCGAAUGUCGUGCAUCGAGUUGUAUAUUGAGUUUGAGCAAUCCGAAGCAGACCGUAACAUUGAGUUGGAAGAUUAUAAUAGUGAAAGCGAGGAUGAAUUUGAAAGUAACUACGAGAUCGUUGGUCCAGGUGAAGACGAAGAUGAAACUGGCGGUGAUAUGAACGCAGAUGUGGUAGAAGUUGCAAAUGCAGUAGCAAACCCGCAUCCGUUUCAGGAGCCUUCUUUCAUGCGGUCGUUGGAUUUGGAGGCUAUGCACGCAUCGGAGUUUCCGCAAUAUAUGAAUUCAGCCCUUCCUGUUGUGGCGGAUGGUGAGUUCACAGUGGGGAUGAAAUUCAGUUCAAGGGAGGCAGUAAUCAAGGCAAUGAAAGAUUAUACCAUCCGAAGAAGUGUAGACUAUCGGGUAUAUGAGUCGGAACCCACGACAUUCUAUGCCAAAUGUACAGAAUAUGGCAAUGGUUGUGACUGGUUGAUCAGGGUAACCAAAAUGCAGAAGAAGUACUGUUGGGAGAUAAGCAGGUACAAUGGAAGUCACACGUGUACCAGGUCAACUAUUUCUCAAGACCAUUCGAAGCUGGAUUCGAAGACAGUUGCAGAAGCAAUUAAGCCGUUGGUAGAAGUUGACCCGUCUAUAAAGGUGAAAUCAAUCAUUGCUGAAGUCCAGUCAAAGUUUAACUACACCAUCAGUUAUCGCAAGGCUUGGUUAGCAAAGCAGCAGGCGGUGGAAUCAAUUUUCGGUGGUUGGAAAACAUCGUAUGAAGCUUUGCCCAUAUGGUUUGAGGCCAUGUGUCAAAAGGAGCCAUCCGCAGUGGUUCACUUUGAAACAAUGCCUACUUACCAGGGGGAUGAUUUGGUUCCUGAUAUACGUGUACUGCAUAGAGUCUUUUGGAGCUAUUAUCCUUGUAUAAGGGCCUUCAGACACUGCAAGCCAGUGGUGCAGGUGGACGGGACUCAUUUGUAUGGAAAAUACAAGGGUUGUUUAUUGGUUGCAAUCUCACAGGAUGGUAAUAACAACAUAGUACCUAUUGCAUUUGCCAUAGUGGAGGGAGAGACUUCGGAUGCAUGGUACUUUUUCCUGAGUAACUUGCGUCAACAUGUGGUGACACGUGAUGGAGUGGGACUUAUCUCUGAUCGACACGAUUCUAUUAGGUCAGCUAUUGAAAGAAGUAAUGGUGCUUGGUCUCCUCCUAGAGCAUUCCAUAUGUUUUGUAUCCGGCAUAUUGAGUCAAACUUCUUGAGGAAGUUCAAGGCACCUUACUUGCAGAAGCUCAUCGUCAACAUUGUGUACGUUCAUGAUGUAUACAAGAUGGACCAAGUUCGAAGAGUAUACAGGGCUAGGUUUAGGCCACUCGAGAAUCCUGCAACAUGGCCUGCUUACCAGGGGCCUCGAUUCGUUGGAAACCCGUUCCUCAGACGUGUUGCCAAAGGUCGUCUGAAGACGACCCGCUUCUUGAAUGAGAUGGACACUCGUAUGUUACGUCGCCCUAGGCGAUGCAAGCAAUGCGGUGGCGAGGGUCAUAAUCGAAGUAGAUGUCGUCAAAUUGGUGGACCUAGUGCUGGACCAGCCGACGAUUAG